Molecule: messenger RNA, 661 nt
Organism: Sinocyclocheilus grahami
Lineage: Eukaryota; Metazoa; Chordata; Actinopteri; Cypriniformes; Cyprinidae
Product: transcription cofactor vestigial-like protein 2
Exons: 3
Coding region: 143-661 (172 amino acids)
Biological process (GO): regulation of DNA-templated transcription
Cellular component (GO): nucleus
Source: RefSeq, a predicted model, not a curated record
AGCUGCUCAGUGCGCUUCAGCCGGACUCGACGCGGAGCUUCAUUUUCUGUCUGUGCACGCUGAGCCAGCGCUUUAUUUCAAAUGAAGCGUCUUCUCAUUCCGCUAAUAAGUUUCUAUACGUGAUAUAAAAGCUGUCUUCGCCAUGAGCUGCUUGGAUGUCAUGUAUCAAGUUUAUGGUCCACCUCAACCUUAUUUUGCCGCAGCAUACACACCAUAUCACCAUCAGAAACUGGCAUUUUACUCGAAAAUGCAAGAAUCCCCAGAAACAGUGAGCGGAAGCAGCUCUUCUUUUUCGAACCUCUCCGGGCCACCUAUAAAAGAGGAGGACUGCGCCCGGGAGAAAGAUCACCCGCCAGAGGCUGAGUACAUCAGCUCCAGAUGUGUGCUAUUCACGUAUUUCCAAGGGGACAUCAGUUCGGUGGUGGAUGAACAUUUUAGUCGGGCUUUGAGUCAGUCCGGUAGUUACGCACCUGGAUCCACCAACAGCAAGACCGCAAGAGGAUCUACAGAGCCUCAGUGGCCUGAAAUGGUUUGUCCAUACGUUGUGCUGUAUCUGCAGCUGGGACAGGUGCCACUCCAGCUCUCCUUAAACAGACACUCUCUGUUUCGUGUUGCACAGCAGACCCCCCUCUUCUCUCAACAGUUGCCGUGGUCACAUUGA